GUCAUCGUUACCGAGUAUUUUGUCCGCCUGGCGCCGCCGUCCCAGAUAUUACUCACCGAGUUCUAGGACUGGGGAACUUGUGUUUUGGGGGAGACUGCUGGUUUUACUGGCACCAUGGAGUCGCCUUUUAGCCCGGGACUCUCUCACAGACCAGAUGAGGAGUGGGAUUCUACCCUGUUUGCUGAACUUGGUUAUUUCACAGACACUGAUGAUCUACAGUUGGAUGCAGCAAAUGAGACUUAUGAAAAUAAUUUUGAUCAUCUUGAUUUUGACUUGGAUUUGAUGCCUUGGGAAUCAGACAUUUGGGGCAUCAACAAUCAAUUCUGUACAGUUAAAGAUAUUAAGACAGAACCUCAACCACUUUCUCCAGCUUCCUCAAGUUGUUCAAUCUCAUCUCCUCAGUCAGUGGACUCUUGUUCUUCAACUCAGCAUGUUCCUGAGGAGUUGGAUUUGUCUUCUAGUUCCCAGAUGUCUCCCCUUUCCUUAUAUGGUGAAAACUGUAAUAGUCCUUCCUCAGCAGAACCACUAAGAGAAGAUAAGCCCAUCAUUGGUCCUAGGAGCAAAACUGAAAAUGGACUAACUCCAAAGAAAAAAAUUCAGAUGAGUUCAAAACCUUCAAUUCAGCCCAAGCCUUUAUUACUCCCAGCAGCACCGAAGACUCAAACAAACUCCAGUGUUCCAGCAAAAACUAUCAUUAUUCAGACACUACCAACACUUAUGCCAUUGACAAAGCAGCAGUCAAUUAUCAGCAUACAGCCUGCACCCACUAAAGGUCAGACUGUUUUGCUCUCUCAGCCUACUGUGGUACAACUUCAGGCACCUGGAGUUCUGCCUUCUGCUCAGCUUGUCCUUGCUGUGACUGGGGGAGCCACACAGCUACCUAACCAUGUGGUGAAUGUAGUUCCGGCCCCUGUGGUGAACAGCUCAGUGAAUGGAAAACUUUCUGUAACUAAACCUGUGCUACAAAGUCCCAUGAAAAGUGUGGGUUCAGAUAUUGCUGUGCUAAGGAGGCAGCAACGGAUGAUAAAAAAUCGAGAGUCGGCUUGUCAGUCGCGCAAGAAAAAGAAAGAAUAUAUGCUAGGGUUAGAGGCUAGAUUAAAGGCUGCCCUUUCAGAGAAUGAGCAACUGAAGAAAGAGAAUGGGUCACUGAAACGACAGUUGGAUGAAGUUGUAUCAGAGAACCAGAGGCUUAAAGUCCCUAGUCCAAAGCGAAGAGCUAUCUGUGUCAUGAUAGUAUUGGCAUUUGUAAUACUGAACUAUGGACCCAUGAGCAUGCUGGAACAGGAUUCCAGAAGAAUGAACCCUAGUAUGAGCCCUGCAAAUCAAAGGAGGCACCUUUUAGAAUUUUCUGCUAAAGAAGUACAGGACACAUCAGAUGGUAUCAUCCAGAAAAACAGCUACAGAUAUGAUCAUUCUGUUUCAAAUGACAAGGCCCUAAUGGUGCUAAGUGAAGAACCACUACUUUAUAUUCCUCCUCCUCCUUGCCAACCCCUGAUUAACACAACAGAAUCUCUCAGGUUAAAUCAUGAACUUCGAGGUUGGGUUCAUAGACACGAAGUGGAAAGGACCAAGUCAAGAAGAAUGACAAAUAAUCAACAGAAAACCCGUGUUCUACAGGGUACUCUGGAACAGGGCUCAAAUUCUCAGUUGAUGGCUGUCCAAUACACAGAAACCACUAGUAUCAGUAGGAACUCAGGGAAUGAGCUGCAAGUGUAUUAUGCUUCACCCAGAAGUUAUCAAGACUUCUUUGAAGCCAUCCACAGAAGGGGAGACACAUUUUAUGUUGUGUCAUUUCGAAGGGAUCACCUACUGUUACCAGCUACCACCCAUAACAAGACCACCAGACCAAAAAUGUCAAUUGUAUUACCAGCAAUAAACAUAAAUGAAAACGUGAUCAAUGGUCAGGAUUAUGAAGUGAUGAUGCAAAUUGAUUGUCAGGUGAUGGACACCAGGAUCCUCCACAUCAAAAGCUCCUCCGUCCCUCCUUACCUCCGAGAUCAGCAGAGGAAUCAAACCAACACCUUCUUUGGUUCUCCUCCAGCAGCCACCAAGGCAACCCAUGUUGUCAGCACCAUCCCUGAAUCAUUACAGUAGUACACAGCAGCUACAUUGGAAUAUUAAGAAUGAGACCCUGCCAAACUGAAGAGUGGUGAGAGAAAUGGUACUCUCUGCCCCUGUGGUGGCAAGCAGACAACUGUCUCAUGCUGUGGCUCAAGGAUAGGCAGAGAGAGAAAAAGAAACUGCUGUUUUUCACCAUCCACCCAUCUAUUUGGAAAGCACUGGAAAUUAUAUGCAAGGGAACAUUUCUCUAGUGGCAAAUGUAGCCUGCAUCCUCCAGUGUUACCUGGUGUAGAUUUUUUUCCCAUACCUUUUUUAAAUGCUUUCCCUGAUGUAUUUGUUUUAUAUUUAGUCAUCUUCUUUCAAGUAAGAUCCAGUUCCCCUUUCUGCCAUUUCACUUAUUGAUACAGUAAAAUGAUUUUUCUUUAAAGCUGUGGCACACAGAUGUUCAGAUUGUUCCCACUUACUGAGUUUCUCAUUCCUUUAAUGCAAACCCAUUCUGGAUGCUGUGCAAAUUUCAAAACCAGAACAGCCAAAAAUACACCUCACAAAGACUCAAAAUAAUUUGAGCUUUGGGUAAAAAGGGGAUACCCCCAAUUAGUAAAGUUUAUUUUUACUUAGCAUUUGUGGUUUACACCUGAAUGGGUGACUGUGUUAGGGUUCAGAGGUGAACCACAUAUUUGAGAGAAUGGAAGGGAAGGGUCAGUGGUUUAAUUAAUACAUGUGUUAAAACAUUGAAAGUUUGAUGUGAUUGCAUUUUAAGAUGAAAGCUGUAGCUACUGUUUAUUUUCAGGACUCAAGGUCCCCAAGUGAUAGCAUACAGAUUUAAUUAACUGUGCAGAUCCUCAGGGACCACAGGGCAAUUCAAUCUUUUUUAUUGUGAAUCCCCACCCACUACACACAUACGCUUCUCUAUAUAUAAUACCAAACUUAGUUAAGGAACAUGGAGGUGACUUAAGCAAGGCAAGAGCUUUCUCUCUUGAGGAUUGACAAGUAUUACUUAAUACAAUGCAGACAGGCAAACUUGCAUUCCUCCUGGGUGCAUCCCAUAAUAUGGCAAUACUCUUCAGUUUCUCCAGUGAACAGUGAAGAAAUUAACUCCUUUGUUGUCCCAUGGCUUUAAAAAAAUGUGUUCUCACAUUAUACUGUACUUUACCUACUUUUAUUUCUUUUGGUGAAUUCCCAAAAAUGGAUCUCAGGUAGUGAUAUCCACUCUGAUAUUCUGCCUUCAGUUUCUGAAGGGAUUCUUUUCCCUCUCCUUCCUGAAACUUUUCAACUUCUUGAUAAAACUCAUUCUGCAAACACUGCUUCUCACCUCCAUGAAUUUGCCUUUGUGAGAUUCCUUCCUUUCCUUGCAUAUUGUAUCUCCCUGAGAGAGAAGAAAAAUUUUAUCAACCCCUCAAGGAUUACAUGUAGUCAGUUUGUUUUCUGCCUUCAAACCUAUUAGGCUUGCAGUAAUAAAUAAUUUUAAAGAAUCACCAGUACUUCUAACUCUCUAGACAGUGAUCUCUCAGGUUUGUUAGAUGCUUUCUAAGGAAAUCACUUUCAUUUUGGAGGGAUGGAGGCCUCUAUUGCUCUUUUACCUGGGAAUCUGGAGGUGGAGGAAGUAUUAGUUAGCUUUCUUCUUUUUCCACAAUUAAAACUACUUUAAGUUAAUGGAGCCCUCCUCUCUGAUUUGGCUUCUUGUGAUUUUCCAGACAAGAACCUUUUUCCCUGGAGAUGUUUCUUCUAAUGGGUACCAAGGAAUGUAAACUGAAUGUCUAGAUGACCUCUGGGUUACUAGCAAGUAAGCAAUGGUUGUCCUCCAGCCCUACUCCUUCGCAUUCCCCAACAAGGGGCUGUGACCAUGGCAAGUAGGCAUGGUCAUUCCCGAGCUGCUAAUCGGUUGGAACUGUCAUGUUUUAUUGUAGUAGAUACAAACACAGUGCACCUGAAAUGAUUAUAGAUGGAGUUUCUCUCCUCUUCCUGGCACCAAACCACACGAAACUAUCACAUGAUUUCUUAUGUUUAGCACUUCAUUUUUAUUUCAUCCAUUUCUUCCCAGCUUUUUUUGUGCUCAUUCUACCAACUCCUCAGACCAAAGACUUCAAUAUGUCAUGUACAUCAAGAUUAAUCCCUCUCUUCUGGGUGACAAUGUGAAUGAUGGUUAGGAGACAGUCACAGUUGAAGAGCAGACUGAUGUUAGGAGGGUCAGAAGCUUCAGUCACAGAGCUGGGCACUUGAGAAGUUAUUAAAAGCUGUCUGGGAGCCUUGCUUUCUCUUUUCACUCUCUGACCCUACAGCUUCUUAUCAUCAACUGUUCUUGAACUGAUCUUUUGAGAAUGAGGGAACAAGAUCCUCCUUGUGGUAGAGUUUCAGAAAACAAGUGAAAGGUGACUGACAAGCACAAAGAAAUAUUCUACUUUUUAAAGCUAUUAUUAAUCCUAGGUGCAGUAGCAAUUUUUACUUUUAAUGAUUGCAUGCUAGCACUAGACCCUUUUUAGGAAAUAGAAGGUUGCCAUGCCAAGUUAAUACUAUAAUAGAGCAGGUAUUUGGUUUAAGUAUAUUGGUGGGCUUGCCUAUUGGGUGCUGCAGCCAGGAAGUGUGAGAGAUAUAUGUAUAUAUAUGUUUUUUUUUCUUUUUUUAAUUUAUUAAGUUCUGAAGUAAGGCUUUGCAAACUUGCAAGAAAAUUAGACAAAUUCAUGGAGGAAGAAAGUCCACCCAUUAUUAGGUGAUUUUGUGCUCUUGGGCCAGUAAUACUACAGUAUUGGAAAGUGACAGUGGAGACUGACUGGGGCAGUCUUUCCAUCCGUGCCUAAAUUUUUAGGCUUAAUGGAAGUAAGUGGGUGUUACCUCAUGCUAACUACUGAGUCAGAUGUUAGGAGCUGCUUCCCUGUACACCAGUAGCACAGGAACAGCUUAACUAGAAUGUUAGGGUUAACUAACUCUCAAGUGGUAAGGUUGAAUGUGAAAGGAUCGUUCUCAAGGCAAAUCUCUCAUUUGCCAUGCUUGUGGUAUAGCAACUUUACAUCAGAUUAUUGGGUGGAAUUUAUGGUUUCAGAAAUAAAAAGUCUCCCAUGAUUAUAAAUGCUCAGAGCAUCUUCUGAUUUUUUUUUUAAUGACUUCAAGUUCUAGCACAAAGUUGGCACCUCUUUGCCUUUUCUUGUUAGCCAGAAGUAGAAGGUAUUUGAAAGCAACAAUAUUAUAUGAGUCAUUCGUAAGUGUUCCCAAUAAACAUUCCUUAGAAAGAGAGAAGGAACUUGGAAUUCAAACUGAUUUUUCUAUCAUGUUUAAAGAGACACUACCCUGAUGAAAUCUUGUUGACCUGAAUCUUCUUCCUGGGUAUAUACUCCCCCAUAGUCAUAGCAGUGGGUGCUAGUUAGACACCAUUGCUGUGACAUUUAGUGUUUAAAACUGGAUAACUCUCAAGCUCUCCCAGUGUUCAGACUAUUAUGUGAUUUUGCUAUUUAACUCAGCUCAGGUUGUGAAACUUGAUGGAAAUGUACCACAGGAAAAAACUUGUCAUUAUAUUCAACUAUCUAAUACAGUGAGAAGUUUCAAAGCAACUUCCACUUUCAAUAAUAUAUUAGAAGUAGCCAUUUUUACUUUCAUAACCUGAACAGCAGUCUGAUCUGAUAGCCCCUUUCAGUCUGACCUCCUGGAAAUUUUCCACCCAUGAAAACCUUCUUUCCACUGCAUACCAAUGGACUGACUCAGCUUCCCUCAACAAACCCAUAGGAGCUGAACUCCAAAUGAGCCAUUGUCAUGCUAUUGGUUGUGUCAUAGGAAUUAACCUCUCAAAUAAGAUUGUUUAUUGCCAGAAUUCAUAGAAGCUUAUCACCACCUACAGACUCCAUAUUCCUUACCAGAAUGAUAUUUUCAUCAGUCUUAAGCAUUUUAAUGUACAUAAUUUAGGAUCUUUGCUGCUAAUAUGAGUACCCAAUUAUAAGUUAUACCAUAAAAACAAGAAAGCCUAACAGGAAGAGAAUGAAAUACCUGAAUUCAUUCCUAUCCUAAUAACAUUUGGGAGGGGAAAUUCCUGUCUUCCCUAUCCCCACCCCACUGCAGGGAUUGUGGUUGAUUUUUAAGGAACAGAAUGUUGGACUACCCAGAAAAGAUGUUGCCAGAGUCCAAAAGGAACUAUGCCCAUAAAAGAAAUGCAAUUUUCUCCUGAGGGGGGGAAAAUCAGAGAGUAUUCUGUUAUGUUUUUAAUGACUAAGCUUAUAGUAGAGUUUAUUUUGGAUAAGACUAGAACUUGCAGCAGUUCUAAUAUCUGUGUUCUAGGUGCAAAAGAAUUUAUGAAAAAAGAAUGAUAAAAGUAUGUGAUUAGGAAGUUAAUUCUACAUAUGGAAUCAUGUCAUGGCUAGCCAGUGUUACAUAGUGAACACCAUUCUUGGCUAACUAACAUUAAGCACUAGGGAUUUAGCACCUUAAAAGACUUUUAAUUAUAUUAAGCUUGAGAACUAAAUAAAUAAAUCAUAGUUUAUCAUUUGUCAAGGUCAACAAACACCACACUGUUAUGCUGUUUGCCUUCAAUGAAGUUGGUCACCAUUAUUUAAAUAAAUCAGGAGGCUUAGCAUUAAUCCCUGUCUGGGAUUAGCAGGUUGACUUUCACAGCAAAUGUUUAUUGUUUGAACUGUUUUAGUUCAUAUUCAACCCUAAUUUCUGAUCCAGUCAUCAGGAUAGAGGAGAUGAUGGGAAAACCAUGCUUUAGAUGAAAACAACUAGCCUGAGAGAUACCAGUUUCUUUUCCUCAUCAUGUUGACAAGUAUGUUUGGCUAAGACCAGAAAUGCUACAUCCAUGGAUGCUUUAGAACCAGCUGAGGACUUUAGAAAUCCUAUUUCACAAGGGUUUUCUUCCCAACGCUGUAUCUGUGCUAAUUUAAGGGUGUGUUGAAAAUUAGGUAGAAAGAUAUGCCAGUAUCUCCCUUAAUAAUUAUGUUGUUUCACAAUACAUAAAGAAAUGACAGCAGACUAUUUCAUACUUUCAAGCAAGUCUUUAUAAUGUGAUACCUGUUCUUUCUCUAAAAUUCAAAUAAAGAAUUUUUAAACUCGC
Sciurus carolinensis (gray squirrel) is the source of this 7093-nucleotide messenger RNA. RefSeq names its product activating transcription factor 6 (gene Atf6). The transcript has 16 exons. Gene Ontology annotation, molecular function: RNA polymerase II cis-regulatory region sequence-specific DNA binding; DNA-binding transcription factor activity, RNA polymerase II-specific. Bases 115 to 2094 code for a protein of 659 amino acids. The record is from RefSeq and is a predicted model, not a curated record. Gene Ontology annotation, cellular component: nucleus. Lineage: Eukaryota; Metazoa; Chordata; Mammalia; Rodentia; Sciuridae. Gene Ontology annotation, biological process: regulation of transcription by RNA polymerase II; endoplasmic reticulum unfolded protein response.